This is a messenger RNA of Mercurialis annua (annual mercury), 1502 nucleotides long. Its product is annotated as triacylglycerol lipase 1. Bases 60 to 1268 code for a protein of 402 amino acids. Gene Ontology annotation, biological process: lipid metabolic process. Gene Ontology annotation, molecular function: hydrolase activity, acting on ester bonds. The record is from RefSeq and is a predicted model, not a curated record. The transcript is spliced from 9 exons. NCBI's taxonomy places the organism in Eukaryota, Viridiplantae, Streptophyta, Magnoliopsida, Malpighiales, Euphorbiaceae.
CAAAACAAAACCAAAUUCUUGAAGAAAGUUCUUUAACUGCCAUCUCCACCACUCGCGCCAUGGAGAUGGAGCUGCUAAUCAUUUUAUCAACGGUAAUUCUUUCACUCUUCAUCUCCACAGUCUCCGGCGCUCAAUUUCUCACCGGAGAAUCCAAUCUCCGGCUCCGACCACCGGGCCACACCUUAUGCAGUCAACUCAUUCAACCCGCCGGUUAUCCCUGCACCGAACACACAAUAGAAACAAAGGAUGGUUAUUUACUAGCUCUUCAACGAGUAUCAUCACGUCAUGCUGAUAUCAAAAUGACACGUGGCACUCCUGUUUUGCUUCAACAUGGACUCUUUAUGGGAGGUGAUGCGUGGUUUUUGAACUCUCCGGAGCAGUCAUUAGGCUUCAUUCUUGCAGAUGCGGGAUUUGAUGUGUGGGUUGGAAAUGUGCGUGGGACAUUUUGGAGUCACGGGCAUGUAUCUUUGUCAGAGAAAGUCAAGGAAUUUUGGGACUGGAGUUGGCAGGAAUUGGCUCUAUAUGACCUUGCAGAAAUGAUACAGCAUGUAUAUUCAGCAACAAACUCCAAAAUCUUUAUUGUCGGGCAUUCACAGGGGACAAUCAUGUCUCUGGCAGCUCUUACUAAGCCCAAAAUAGCAGAAAUGGUUGAAGCUGCUGCUUUUCUGUGUCCAAUAUCAUACCUGGAUCAUGUAACUGCUCCGCUUGUGCUUAGAAUGGUUAGCUUGCAUCUUGAUCAGAUGGUUCAAGCCAUGGGCAUACAUCAAUUGAACUUUAGAAGUGAAGUCUUAAUAAGCCUCUUGGAUUCCAUAUGCGACAAUGGCAUAGAAUGCAAUGACUUGCUAUCUUCCAUAACAGGGAAAAACUGUUGCCUUAACAGCUCUCGUGUGGAUUUCUUUUUUGAAUAUGAACCUCAUCCGUCAUCAGCAAAAAACCUGCGUCAUCUUUUCCAGAUGAUUCGUCAGGGUACAUUUGCACAGUAUGAUUAUGGUCUGUUUAAAAACCUGAAGCUGUAUGGUCAAGUGGAACCCCCAGCAUUUGAUCUUAGUCUAAUACCGAAGUCAUUGCCAAUAUGGGCGGGCUAUGGGGGAAAUGAUGGUUUAGCAGAUGUGACAGACGUUGAGCACACACUCAAAGACUUGCAAUCCAAACCCGAGUUGCUUUAUUUGGAGAGCUACGGCCAUGUAGAUUUCAUCUUGAGUGAACAAGCAAAAGAAGAUGUUUACAGACAUAUGAUUGGAUUUUUCAGGUCAUUGAGUAAUUCUUGAAAUGGCUUAUUAUAUUAUAUUGUGAAAAUUACUGUUAUUUAUACGUAUACUUCAAUGAUUAGUCGUGUGCAUAAAUACUUAGGGACGUGCUUUUCCUGUUUUUGUAUAUACACAUAUAUCAAUAACUUAAUUUAUUGUAAAUUCUCUUAUCUUUUGUUUGAAGGUCAAUUAACUAUACUGUAAGGCAUGAGAUCUCAUUACAAAUGUAUUACUGUAAAAUUUAGAUGUCUUCUU